AUGGACGGAUGGAUAUUUGUUCUCAGUUACAUAAUGUCAAUGCGAUAUCUUUCAGGCUACCAUGAGAUUGGUAUGAAAGGUUAUCAAUAUAGAAAAUUCCUGAAAGUCGCCACUGGUAAUUCCAUGGUGUUUGAAAUAAGAAAUAAUAGGACAUCUAAUAUAGGAUUGUUUGACGACAAUCAUUUACUAUACGAAUUUUCAGUUGGACCAAGCAAAAUCAACAUUCGCCAAUGUGCCAAAAGCUGUCAAGGAACGGUUGUUAACGUAAACACAACAUUAAAUUUGAUAAAACCCACUGCUUAUUGGAUACAGUGGUAUGAGACUGGAACAGAGAUUGGACUUGGUAAGAUCGUUGGAGUGAAUGAACUAGCUUCAAGAGCUGACUCUCGGACCGGAUUAAAUAUUCAGUAUAUGGGAUUUUCCGGCCAAAGAACUAUCCUAAAAUUAACAGAUAGCUCUGGAUAUUCGUGUGAAAAUGGUUUGACAGUUGCAACGACUAAUCUGGAUAAAUUGCGUUAUACCAGAUCUUUUCUAGAUUGUGCAAGAUACUGCAAGGGAAAAGGAUAUAGUUCUGCUUUUAUAUAUUCUAAAAAUAAUGGUGCUUGUUUAUACAUUGCUAUGUCUGCGGAAUAUGACAAAGUUUCUGAUGUGCUCUUUCCAUUCAAUAUUAUUCAAAAUUCCACAUGGAAAUUGUGUUUCCAUUCUUCCCUUUAA
This is a messenger RNA of Lottia gigantea (owl limpet), 714 nucleotides long. RefSeq lists its product as hypothetical. NCBI's taxonomy places the organism in Eukaryota, Metazoa, Mollusca, Gastropoda, Lottiidae. The transcript has 3 exons. The coding region runs from base 1 to 714 and encodes 237 amino acids. The record is from RefSeq and is a predicted model, not a curated record.